CUUCACCGAGGCCUCCCCCCCCUCUCCUCCCCACCACCUCUCCUUUUCCACAUCGACCCUUCCUUCUUGUCCUUUUCUGAAAAGUGCUCAAUUGAGCAUCCACCAAGCCAGCACUUGAGUCUGACAACUGGUCCUGAGUGGCUUCCAGCGCCACCACUUGCGCCUGAAGACAUGUGGCAUCCGGUGGCAUCACCUGGAACUGGAGCGAGCCCUGGAAGGGAAAUAGGUUAUGGUCACUACUCGACAGGGCAAAUGAAUACAGCCCACACCCAUCCUCCUCCGAUGGGUGGCAUGGUGGGCCACCCAUCAGUCAUCAGUACCUCUAGGCCCUUACCAUCCCCCAUGUCCACCUUGGGCUCACCAAUGAACGGCCUGGCCUCUCCCUAUUCCGUUAUUACAUCUUCUCUGGGCUCGCCCUCUGUAUCGCUGCAGUCUACUCCCAACAUGAACUUUGGACCACUCAGCAGUCCACAGAUGAACUCUAUGAACAGUGUUAGCAGCUCAGAGGACAUCAAGCCUCCGCCGGGCCUACAGAACCUGGGAAACAUCAACUACCAAUGUACGAGCCCGGGGGGGAUGUCAAAGCACAUCUGUGCCAUUUGUGGGGACCGCUCCUCAGGAAAGCACUAUGGUGUGUACAGCUGUGAGGGAUGCAAAGGUUUCUUCAAGAGGACCGUCCGCAAAGAUCUCACUUACACGUGUCGAGAUAACAAAGAGUGCCCGAUUGACAAGCGCCAGCGAAACCGCUGCCAAUACUGUCGCUACCAGAAGUGCCUGGCCAUGGGCAUGAAAAGAGAAGCGGUGCAGGAAGAGAGGCAACGUGGGAAAGAGCGAGGUGAGAAUGAGGUAGAAUCCACCAGCAGUUUCAAUGAGGAAAUGCCUGUGGACAAGAUCCUGGAUGCUGAGUUGGCUGUUGAACCCAAAACAGAGACAUACAGCGACGGCAGCCCCGGGAACUCAACCAAUGACCCUGUCACCAAUAUCUGCCAAGCAGCAGACAAACAGCUUUUCACCUUGGUGGAGUGGGCGAAAAGGAUCCCGCACUUCUCCGAGCUCCCCCUCGAUGACCAGGUCAUCUUACUACGAGCAGGCUGGAAUGAACUACUCAUCGCCUCUUUCUCACAUCGCUCGGUCACGGUAAAAGACGGCAUCCUGCUGGCAACAGGUCUUCACGUCCACAGAAGCAGCGCCCACAGUGCUGGAGUUGGCUCCAUCUUUGACAGAGUCCUGACAGAGUUAGUGUCUAAAAUGAAAGAUAUGCAAAUGGAUAAGACGGAGCUCGGCUGCUUGCGAGCGAUUGUCCUCUUCAAUCCAGAUGCAAAAGGUUUGUCUAACCCAUCAGAGGUUGAGGGGCUGAGAGAAAAGGUCUAUGCAUCACUGGAGUCUUAUACAAAACAGAAGUACCCAGACCAGCCUGGCAGGUUUGCCAAACUGCUGCUGCGCCUGCCUGCCCUGCGCUCCAUCGGCCUCAAAUGUCUGGAGCAUCUGUUCUUCUUCAAGCUAAUUGGGGACACGCCUAUUGACACCUUUUUGAUGGAGAUGCUGGAAGCUCCGCAUCAGAUCACAUGACACAAGUCUCCCCCUUUCCCUUGUACAUACUCCCACAUCAUGAGCAAUAUGAAGAUGGAAUUAAAAAGACUUGAUUAAAAUGUAAAACAGCUUAUUUUGUACCCGUAAAAAUGUGACUGAAAUUUUUGAAAAAAAAAAAAAAAUGUGGUUGUGGGGAGGGUGCAGUCAUAACACAGAGGAUUGAGAAUAC
Molecule: messenger RNA, 1759 nt
Organism: Archocentrus centrarchus (flier cichlid)
Lineage: Eukaryota; Metazoa; Chordata; Actinopteri; Cichliformes; Cichlidae
Gene: rxrgb
Product: retinoid X receptor, gamma b
Exons: 10
Coding region: 172-1569 (465 amino acids)
Biological process (GO): regulation of DNA-templated transcription
Cellular component (GO): nucleus
Molecular function (GO): nuclear steroid receptor activity; zinc ion binding; sequence-specific DNA binding
Source: RefSeq, a predicted model, not a curated record